This is a messenger RNA of Phyllotreta striolata, 606 nucleotides long. NCBI's taxonomy places the organism in Eukaryota, Metazoa, Arthropoda, Insecta, Coleoptera, Chrysomelidae. The record is from the annotation of a GenBank genome assembly.
AUGAAGCUACACGUUUCGGAAUUCUUCGCGACCCUCCUCGUGCUCCACGCGACCCGCCCCUGCUCGAGCCACACCAGAGACGCCCCUGGAAAAUCCAGAGGAAAAAGAUACGUCGCUUUUCCAGAAGGAACCACUUUCAUCGCGAAUUUGUGCGACACUUUGGCGACAACCACUGGUUUUAACAUGUACUUUCAAGGGAUCAAUUGGGGUACCGGUUGGGUACUACCCAAUAGAACCAGCGUACUCAAUAUGCUCGUAGAGCUCAACGAGCACAAGAGGAAGAGGAUUCAACGCAGAGCCAUCUAUUCCAAAGUGGAAACGAUGCUAGAAGCGGUAGGUUACGAAGGAGCCUCUUGCGUGUACCGGGCCCUGUGCGAAGCUCCUCGAAAAUUCCGGGGAAAAUCCACGAAAUUAUCCGAGGAAUUGUUGCGUAUAUUCUUCAAAUAUCCCCUCCAGGGCCUGCUCGACGACGAGCCCCCGGAUCAUCACCAUUAUCACAAGGCCCACAGGAUAGGCAAAUUCAUGGAACAUCUAGAUUGCUCUGAAAUCUAUCCCGAUUGCCCGGUAUCUUUGAUCGACUUGGCUUUGGGAUAUUAUCACAGUUAA